Didymodactylos carnosus is the source of this 840-nucleotide messenger RNA. Lineage: Eukaryota; Metazoa; Rotifera; Eurotatoria; Philodinida; Philodinidae. The record is from the annotation of a GenBank genome assembly.
AUGACGCUCACUGUCCCGACGGUCACUUAUCGUCCUAUGACAUUCACUGUUCCUACAGUCACUUAUCGUCCUAUGACGUUCACUGUCCCCACGAUCAGUUAUCCUCAUCCUACUGUUACUAUUCCUACUAUUACUGGUCAUCCUGCUACAACUGGUUCUGUUCCUAGUCCACCGACUAGUCUUUAUACUUGUCAACUUCCAAACGUUAAUGUCUUAGCACAACAUGUUCGUGCAUUUUUCGAUCACUUAAUAGUAACUAUUGAGAGUCAAAGGCGGUUAAUUAGUCGACGUAGAAUUUUGUGCUCAGGAGUUUUUACUCGCUUCAGAUCUGUUUCUCCGGUUCAUCGAUCAUCGAAAAAAAAGAAAUAUAUUGAUGAAGAUCAUAAGCGAAAAAAUGAUAAUGAUUCACCGCGACAACCAAAACAAAAGCAAAUGUUGGAUGAGCCCAAAGCUGGCACUAUUUACGACGGUCUUGUUAUUAGUAUAAUGCAAUGUUGUAAUAAGCAUCAAAAGGUCAAAAUAAAAGUUCUUGCAUAUACCAAAACAAAAAUGAAUUUAUCAAUGAAAGAUGUUGAUAAAAAAACCGGUGAAGAUUUGAAUGAAGAAAUGACAAGAAAAUUGCGUGAUGAAGAAAGUAUUGAAAGUAGCUUCGUAACUCAAUAUUUGGCUGAAGUUGGUUAUACAAGUCGUGGAAAAAUAGCCAGUACACAACCACAUCGUGUUGCUGCCAUGUCUGUCGCGAAACGUGUUGCCAAAGACUAUAGCUGUCGACUUGAACAAGAAGUUGGCUACACUAUUCGCUUUGAAGGCUAUACAUCACCUGAAACAAAAAUUAAGUAA